Messenger RNA from Sphaerodactylus townsendi, 4352 nucleotides. RefSeq names its product potassium voltage-gated channel subfamily C member 4 (gene KCNC4). The coding region runs from base 1279 to 3138 and encodes 619 amino acids. Gene Ontology annotation, molecular function: delayed rectifier potassium channel activity; protein binding. The record is from RefSeq and is a predicted model, not a curated record. Lineage: Eukaryota; Metazoa; Chordata; Lepidosauria; Squamata; Sphaerodactylidae. Gene Ontology annotation, biological process: protein homooligomerization; potassium ion transmembrane transport. The transcript has 3 exons. Gene Ontology annotation, cellular component: neuronal cell body membrane; dendrite membrane; voltage-gated potassium channel complex.
CUUUGUGCCGCCCUCUGGAGAGCGCCCCCUCUGGACGAAAAGCGAAAUGCGCCAGUCCCCGUUCGCUUCGCUCGGCGGCCGGCGUCUUUACCGCGGGGCACCGUGCAACAGGGUGCGGGGGGGAGGAGGGUCCGCUCUCUCUCUCUCUCCCCCUUCCCCCGCGGCAACUUCUCGCUUGCCCCAACUUGCCCCGUGAUCAAUGGUUCCCUCUAUAGCCCCUCCCAGCACUGGCGAGGGGAGGGGAAGAGAGAGGCCAAGUCGCCUAAGCGGUGCGCGCCCACUCCCUCCCUCUCGCCCUCCCGCCGUCUGAAAAUGAGACAGCUCCGAGCUGACUCUCUCGCAAGCGCACCUGCGGGCCGGCCAGACCCACCGCCACCACCCCUGGCUGGAGGCCCCCCAGGAGCGCCCUCCCGCCUGGAUCUGAUCGCCUCCCAGGGAAAACGGAUUCCUCCCGGAGCCUGAGAGCUUUGCCUAAGAAGGCGGAGGAGAGCCGACGGGAGGAGGAAGCCAAGGAGGGGAACCGGCUCAACCCAGAAACAAGUGCGAAGGAUGCGCCUCGGUAGAUCGCCUUUCCCUUGCCGGCUUCUCACGUCGGGGAAAUAAACACAGAUUUCUGUUGACGGAUCGCGACCCUGCAAGGCUAAGCCCCCGGGCAACACUUCUGGAGCAGCAGAAGCAAAGUGCGAGCCGCCGGUAGUUGGCUGCAUGCCUCGAUGUGGGAAAGGAGGAGGGCGUCGAUCACACCGCGUCCUGGAAGAUCGAUCUGAGUUUAAGACCUCUUUUCAAGUCAAGGGAGGCUCCUGUCCACUUGGGAAAGAUUCCCAGUGACCUGCUGAGUACAGGAGGGGUCAUAAUUUGCUGCUGCUGAGAAUGCUUGUUUGUUUGUUCCUCCCUCUUGAUCAGCCUUGUCACAUUUUAUGAGUCCCUGCCAAAGACGUGCAGUGCCGUUGCCAUCCAUUUCCAAUCUGCGUAGCCAGAGGCAGAAUUCUCCAGGCAUCUGGCUUAGCCAGUGAGACCAUCUGACUUUCAGUCGGGGUCAUUUCUUUGGGUGCAGAUGUUGCAGCUGGCCUAUGCUGGGAAGGAGUGAGAAGUCCUCUCCUCACUGCCUGGCCUCGCUCCAGCUGGUUGUGUGAAACUGAAUGCCAGCCUUGGUCUCUGAAAUAGCUCUUACAGCCAAAGGGCAGGGUUGCCAGAGGUCAGGAGGGAAGAACCCGCCCCCCAACUCCUUAACAGCCAAAGGGUCCUUAGAGGGCACCUCUGGUCCACCUAACCUGAUCUAUGAUCAGCUCCGUGUGUGUCUCAUCUUACCGCGGGCGCAAAUCGGGGAACAAGCCACCCUCCAAAACAUGCCUGAAGGAAGAAAUGGCCAAAGGAGAAGAGUUGGACAAGAUCACCAUCAACGUGGGGGGCACCAGACAUGAGACAUACAAGAGUACUUUGCGCACCCUGCCUGGCACCAGGCUGGCCUGGCUGGCUGACCCCGAUGCCCAGAGCAACUUUGACUUUGACGGGCAAAGCAAUGAGUUUUUCUUUGACCGCCACCCAGGCAUCUUCUCCUAUGUGCUGAACUACUACCGCACAGGCAAACUGCACUGCCCCGCAGACAUCUGCGGCCCCCUUUUUGAGGAAGAGCUCACUUACUGGGGCAUUGACGAGACCGAUGUGGAGCCCUGCUGCUGGAUGACUUACCGCCAGCACCGAGAUGCUGAGGAAGCGCUGGAUAUCUUUGAGAGCCCUGAGCCUGGUAGUGGGGGGGCUGCAGAGGAGCCUGAGGAUGAUGGGGCCAGGGAAAUGACUUUUCAGCGCCUGGGCAUGGACGACCGGCCAUCAGGAGCUCCUGGGGCUACCGGAGGAGGCGGCUGUUGUCGCAACUGGCAGCCCAGGAUGUGGGCACUCUUUGAGGAUCCCUAUUCAUCCAGGGCAGCCAGGGUAAUUGCCUUUGCCUCGCUUUUUUUCAUCCUGGUGUCCAUCACAACAUUUUGCCUGGAGACACAUGAAGCCUUCAUCAUAGAUGUUAAUGUGACUGAGACGCUGGUGGUGGGCAACACAACAGAGGUCUUUGUGAUGCGAAAGAUGGAGACAGAGCCCGUUCUCACUUACAUUGAGGGAGUCUGUGUGCUGUGGUUCACCCUGGAGUUUCUAGUGCGCAUAAUUUGCUGCCCAGAUAAAUUGGUCUUCAUUAAGAACCUUCUUAACAUCAUUGACUUUGUAGCCAUCUUGCCCUUCUAUUUGGAGGUAGGACUCAGUGGCUUGUCAUCCAAGGCUGCACGGGAUGUUCUGGGUUUUCUGAGAGUAGUUCGUUUUGUCCGGAUCCUCCGAAUCUUCAAGCUGACUCGUCAUUUUGUGGGGCUUCGGGUGCUGGGCCAUACACUACGAGCCAGCACCAAUGAAUUCCUUCUUCUCAUCAUUUUCCUGGCUUUAGGGGUUUUGAUUUUUGCCACCAUGAUCUAUUAUGCUGAAAGGAUUGGAGCCAAACCAUCUGACCCCAGUGGAAGUGAACAUACACAUUUUAAGAAUAUCCCCAUUGGAUUCUGGUGGGCAGUAGUGACAAUGACAACACUGGGCUAUGGUGACAUGUACCCUAAAACUUGGUCAGGCAUGCUGGUUGGUGCUCUUUGUGCCUUGGCUGGGGUCCUUACCAUUGCCAUGCCUGUCCCUGUAAUUGUCAACAAUUUUGGAAUGUAUUACUCAUUGGCCAUGGCCAAACAAAAGCUCCCAAAGAAGAAAAAGAAGCACAUACCCCGUCCAGCACCACUGGAUUCUCCAACAUACUGCAAGUCAGAGGACAACUCGCCUCACAACAGCAUUCAGAGCUACAACAGCCCCCUGGCAGCAGCAACAACAACAGCGGGGGUGGGAGAGAGGAAAAGAUCAGAUACCAAGCAGAAUGGUGAUGCCAACGUGGUGCUGUCAGAUGAGGAGCAACCCCUUUCAUCAUCACAGGAAGAGAAGCUACCCAUGAAGCGCUCAAGUACCAGGGACAAAAACAAGAAAGCUGACACUUGCUUUCUUCUGAGUGCUGGAGAUUUCUCUUGUGCUGCUGAUGGUGGCAUCCAGAAAGGUAUGAGUGAGACCAAUAGACAUGCGCCAGUGGAGAAAGAGGAGGUUGCAGAUGAAGAAACAAGUAUAUAUGCCUAAGGCCAGCUGGCGUCUCUCCCAGUCGCUAUCAUUUAUUAAAAGUGAACAAAAUGCUGCCAUUUUAGUCUAUGGUUCUUUUCCUGUCUGUAGUAGGGGAGCUAGGUUGGAACCUGGAGAAUGUACAACCGUGCCAGUGCAGCAGCAUCAGGGUAGUCACAGCUUCUCCAUUACAUUCCCCCCUUAGUUUUGAUGAUUGCCUAUUUUUCAGCAGCCGGGGCAAGUACUGCUGUACCUCAAGUGGGGGAAAGGGCUGGAUGACAAGAUUUGGAAGGGCAGGCGGGAAAAGCAGAAGUCAUUGUUGCAGUGACUCCAACUGUCACAUGAAAUUUACACUGCCCUCCCCCUAAGAUUACUGCAGUGGAUUUAGCAAGGUAUCACUCUGCCUGGAUAGCAAAUGAGCUGUUCUCUUGAGUUACUACCAAAAUCCCUCUCUGGAGGUGUCCAUGAAGCAUUGUUGAUGUGUAUCUUUCACAUUAGAAGCAAUGCAUACUUUGCACACGCAAAGAGUUGAUUAGGAAAGUGUGUCAAAAUAGUCCCUGCAAGCUUCCAGUUUGUCUCCAGAAAAAAUUAGAGAAAAUUAUCUGAUACAUUCAGUUAGGAUUUUACUUCUCAUUUUUAUUUACAUAUUUUUUAAUUUAUUUCUUCCCUCAUAAGGGACUGCUGGUGUAGUUAACAGAUUAAAAACAUUCACAAUAAAAACAUGCCUUAAAAGUAAUUAAAAUCAAACCAAAAUGCAUCAUUAAAACCAAAGCUACAAAAAAAUCAACAAAAUACAGGGAAGAAAGAGAUUUUUAUUCCACUUUGCUCCUAUAAAGCAAGACUCAAAGGGGCUUACCACAGCCUGGCAAGCAGCAGUAUAGACAGCCCUAGCUGAGGGCUCCAUUGGAGGCCAGAGCAGUCCAGGAGGUGGGGCAGGGCAACUGGAGGAGCUCAGCACCUGAUGGAACGGCAUCUCCUUUCAGUCUUCACAGAAUUUUGGGUUUGUGGUCUGUGUUUUUGUUUAUUCAGUUUCUUUUUUCCCCUUUGAGUAUGUCUUCACCUGGAUCUUUUGAUUAAUAGUUCUUCACAUUUUCUUUCAUUUGGAUUCAUGUCUGGCUGUUCCUUGAUGAUGUUGUAUUUUCUGUCUCUGUGUGUUUUUUCCACUUGGACUUGUGACCACAGAAAACUUAUAUAAAGUGCUGAAUAUACUCCUACCCACGCAGAUUUUGCUAAAA